Molecule: messenger RNA, 555 nt
Organism: Durusdinium trenchii
Lineage: Eukaryota; Dinophyceae; Suessiales; Symbiodiniaceae
Source: the annotation of a GenBank genome assembly
AUGCAGAUCGACUUGACCUGUCAACAUGGUCCAAGAGCGCCAUGCCACGCUUCAAGUCGCCAAUACCUUCACAAGAAUGACUGCUCUUUUGGUCCUCGGUGCAAGCUCAUCCACCAGAGUUACUGCCGAAAGUAUCUCAUGCGUGGUGGAUGCACCAACCGCUUGUGUGACUUUAAGCACCUCGACAUUUGUGAGUAUUUCCAGAGAAGACACUGGACAGAGGACUGCCCACGCCUACCGCGUUGCCCCUUCCUGCAUGUUGUUCUACCUCGUGAAGAAAGGCUCUCAUUUCCUUCAAGUGCCCCCAUUGGUGGAAGCCCUUCCAGUUCGCACUCCUUUCCACCGGUGCCGCCCUCGCUGUUUCUUCCGCCACCACCCACACCGACCACGCCGGUGACCUCUGAUGACGAGUCGAAGCCAGUGGAGGUCAUUGAAGUGGAAGAUGACGAGCCAGCAGAAGCGAAAGAGGAAGACUUCCACGGGGUCCCCAAACGGGAGUCCCAGCUCACGGUGGGCUUUGCGCGGCGCUAUGGCUACGAGGAUUGGGGCGACUAG